Messenger RNA from Lactuca sativa (garden lettuce), 800 nucleotides. RefSeq lists its product as uncharacterized. Lineage: Eukaryota; Viridiplantae; Streptophyta; Magnoliopsida; Asterales; Asteraceae. The record is from RefSeq and is a predicted model, not a curated record.
UCAGAGAAAUGCAAUUGCCAUUAAAUUGGGGUUACAUUGCCGACCCAAUUGUCUCUGCAAACAGUGCUAUCCCCAAUUAAUACGCCAUUAAUGGAACAUCAUCAAAUCCUUCAUUGCCCACCGCUGUUUCCAGCACACAUAUGCGCGAUUUAGGGUCGACUUUGGUGUUCUGAUUCAAUACUAGAACAACUUUUGAUUGUAUUUAAAGGGAAAAGGUAUCUCAUGAUCGUUGAUCUGAUUUGAUUUGAUUUCAAGAUGAAGGCUUUUGGAUUAUGGGUUUUGUUUUUGGUGUUUGCAACAGCUUUAAUCAGCUUAUGUUUUCCGUCAUUUUCUGAAGCAAGCAUGAACCUACACAAGGGCAUGAAACUUAAGGAGGAUAUGAAUCUUGAUGAUGAAAGCAACAUAGAUUUGUUGGAUUAUCACAAGAUCAAUCCUGUUCCAAGUUCAAAGGCCUCAAUAAGGCCAGGACCUAUUCAACAUGGGACUCCUCUUAUGCCUUUCAUCCCCAAGGAUCCACCUCCUGGACCCGAUCAUGGCAAUGAUGCUGAUCAUGUAGUGUUUCCUUAGAAUAUUUCUUGUAAAAGUAUGGAGACUUGUGGUCGAUAAGGUAGGUGUAUGUACUUUGAUGAUUUCAAUUAUUAUAUGUGUUUAAAGUUUAAACAUGUCCAUUUUCUGUAUGUAAAGAAGUUCUAAAUGUAUUGUCAUACAAUUAAUCCAUUCCAUGUAGAUUGGAGCACAUUAGGUUUUGUAUCAAAGGGUCGUAGUUUGAUAAAUAUCUAUCAAAUCAUUGUUUUGGUUGA